AUGACCUCCAACACCACCCCCGACGACCUCAUUACCUCAGUCACCAAACUCUCCCUCAGAACCUCCUCCCUCGACAAACCCCAAAAACCCGCUCCCUCCAAGAAAAAGGCCGCCGCCGCCGCCCCCGUCGCCGACAGCUGGGAGGACGAAGAAGACAACGAUGAUGCCUCAGAACCAGAAGAAACGCCACUAGGCAGCACCCAAACCGGCACCAACGCGCCCCCACCAACCCCCAUGUCGCCCAUAGCCAAGAAGCAGCCCUUUUCGCCAUCAGCACUCAACGCCCCCGGCACGUUCGGUUUCACAUCUUUUGACGGACCAGGCGCCGACUCAAGUCCUCGAUCAGCAGGCGCCGCACCAGACAGACGCCCAGAAAAGACCGAUGCCGUGGCGCGACGCAUGAUUGCUGCUGGGUUGGGGCUUCGGGCGCCGAGGGCGACCGAGGAGCAAAAGGCGUAUGAUCGGGCGGUCAAGGAGCAGGAGAAGAAGAGGAGGGAGGAGGAGAGGGAGAGGCAGAGGAAGAAGGAAGAGGAGGCGCAGAAGGCCAAGGCGGCUAUUUGGGAUGAUUAA
Podospora bellae-mahoneyi is the source of this 570-nucleotide messenger RNA. RefSeq lists its product as uncharacterized. The record is from RefSeq and is a predicted model, not a curated record. The coding region runs from base 1 to 570 and encodes 189 amino acids. The transcript has a single exon. NCBI's taxonomy places the organism in Eukaryota, Fungi, Ascomycota, Sordariomycetes, Sordariales, Podosporaceae.